Menidia menidia (Atlantic silverside) is the source of this 1497-nucleotide messenger RNA. Lineage: Eukaryota; Metazoa; Chordata; Actinopteri; Atheriniformes; Atherinopsidae. The record is from the annotation of a GenBank genome assembly.
AUGACGAAUAGACUGUCCGAAGGCUCAGCGCUGGGGGCCAGCCUGCUUUGUGAAUUAGCGCUGAAUGAGUUGCUUGUCGGUGGGAUCUCUGAGUUGCCGUGUGUGUGUGAGCUGGCCUCUCCUAUCGAUCUGUCGGCUCUGAGGGUGCAGGCUCUGCGAGACGCGCUGCUGAAUAACAAUGACAGAGCCAAGAGGGGCCAAUGGACGCCUAAUCCUAACGCAGGCGGCACGCCGGACAGACGGCAGGGUCUGGUCUCAGGCACGGCCGGCCUGAAGCGGAUGCGGUGCCUCUGCGGCAUGAUUGGCUCUCGUCCUUGCCAAUCGAUUGGAUCUUUUCUCCAAAAGAGGAGGGAGGACACUGAGGGAAAUAGCAGCCUGGAUGAUGUGGUGAUGAGGGCACAAGAUGGCGGCUGUGAGCACAGGCUGAGCGGGCGUGUUCGAUUCCAGGUGAGCCGUUUCCUCCUGGAAGUGUGUGGAUGUGUGGACGAGCAUGAGCAGCGUUGCUCAGACAUCCGCACAGAUGUCAGAGCAGACGCGCGGGCUGCUGUGAGAGGAUGCCGUCUGCAGAUAUGUGUCACAAAGAUGUCCACACGCAGCUGCCAGGGAACAGACUCUGUCAUCAAGCCCCUGGACACCAUCCCUGAGGACAAGAAGGUGAGAGUUCAGCGGACGCAGAGUGGCUUUGACCCCUUCGAGAAGCCGGCCAGCCAGGUGAAGAGGGUCCACUCUGAGAACAAUGCCUGCAUCAACGCUAAGAGCUCGUCUUCUGGAAAAGAGUCGCCCAAACUGCGCCGGCACUCCAGCCCCAGUUCUCCUACAAGCCCCAAAUUUGGAAAGGCCGAUUCCUAUGAGAAGCUGGAAAAGCUGGGAGAGGGUUCGUAUGCGACGGUUUACAAAGGAAAGAGCAAAGUGAACGGGAAGCUGGUGGCUCUUAAGGUGAUCCGUCUGCAGGAGGAGGAGGGCACGCCCUUCACAGCCAUAAGGGAAGCGUCGCUGCUGAAAGGCCUGAAACACGCCAACAUCGUGCUCCUCCACGACAUCAUUCACACCAAGGAAACCCUGACCCUGGUCUUUGAAUAUGUGCAUACAGACCUUUGUCAAUACAUGGACAAACACCCCGGAGGGCUUCACCCAGACAACGUAAAGCUCUUCCUGUUCCAGUUACUGCGGGGCCUGUCUUACAUCCACCAGAGAUACAUCCUUCACCGUGACCUGAAACCACAAAACCUGCUCAUCAGCGACACCGGAGAACUCAAACUGGCUGACUUUGGCUUGGCCAGGGCCAAAUCCGUCCCCAGCCACACCUACUCUAAUGAGGUGGUGACCCUUUGGUACCGGCCUCCAGAUGUCCUACUGGGCUCCACUGACUACUCAACCUGCCUGGACAUGUGGGGAGUGGGCUGUAUUUUUAUUGAGAUGAUCCAAGGAGUGGCUGCCUUUCCUGGAAUGAAGGACAUCCAGGACCAGCUAGAGAGGAUAUUUCUGGUGAGUGACUGA